Messenger RNA from Suillus subaureus, 985 nucleotides. RefSeq lists its product as uncharacterized. The transcript has 2 exons. The record is from RefSeq and is a predicted model, not a curated record. Bases 233 to 796 code for a protein of 187 amino acids. Lineage: Eukaryota; Fungi; Basidiomycota; Agaricomycetes; Boletales; Suillaceae.
CGGACGGCUCCUGCAGGAGAUCGUGGCUCGGUCGGGUGACACUACUGCCCUCGACUGGGUCGGACAAUCCUCCGAGUUCAAUAGCUGUCUUCCAGCCGAUAUUACCUCAUACGCAGCUCCGCCAUUCACCGCGCCAUCUUUGUCUGAAGACGAGAUUCAGACAACAGUUUCCUCGUUGCAAAAUAUCGUGGCUGCGGAAUUGGCUUCAAAACUCUAUACUCUGCUUGACAACAUGGGAGCUCCUCGUUUCGCGCACUGCAGGCUUUAUCUGCCUUGCAUGGUAUUCCGUGUCACAGAAAUCAGAAGGAGGCGCGAUCCCAAUAUUAAACGUGCCACUAAUAUCACAUAUGGGAUCAAGGCAGAUGGGCUUCAUGAGCUGCUGAUCAUCACGGAAGAGAAGCUUGUUCAGUUCACCCCGGUACGGCCUAAUCGUCAGACAGUCUUCCUUGUCCUUCCCUGGAAUCGGAAUCUCCUUGAACCCGCUGAAUUUGUAGAACCUCCUGAUUUUGGAGAUGAUACACAAAGCGAGGAUGAAUAUUGGUCCUCGCGCGGGUCUCCAUUCGAUGCGUCAUCUGGUAGUUCUGACGGAGGCCAGGAGCCGGUUGAUUCAGAACCAAUCUCACGAGCAUUGCGAUUGAUCGUUCGCCUCGGACAGCCUUUCAACGCACUUUUGCUAGCGCAGCAGUUUAGCGGAGAAUACAAAAGGAUCGCUUCGGACUGUUAUAUUAUUGCAGAGGUCAAAGAUAUAGCUUCUGUCAAGGACAUGAUGGAUAUCAGGUCCCUAGAAAUAUUGUAAUUGUAUGUAUUUAUUUGAAGACCAGAUACCACUGAGCAGUUGUCAUUUGUUCUUUGACAAUAACACGCACCUACAUAUAGCAUCAGAACUGAGUCAUAGACUCUACUUCCGCUCUCUUUCACAUCCAUCUGUUCAGGGAGCAACUAUAAUCGCCUUUUCAGAUUUUGAAUAUGUCAUGAUGACAUUCGU